This is a messenger RNA of Glycine soja, 1286 nucleotides long. RefSeq names its product tetraketide alpha-pyrone reductase 2-like. Bases 176 to 1135 code for a protein of 319 amino acids. NCBI's taxonomy places the organism in Eukaryota, Viridiplantae, Streptophyta, Magnoliopsida, Fabales, Fabaceae. The transcript is spliced from 6 exons. The record is from RefSeq and is a predicted model, not a curated record. Gene Ontology annotation, molecular function: oxidoreductase activity, acting on the CH-OH group of donors, NAD or NADP as acceptor.
GUCUUCCACCUAACACAUGACAAUCAUUUCACAUGACUCUCCUACUGUUACUGGUUUAUGAGUUUGCCUAUUCAUUCCUAGUUGAUGAGUAGUGAGAGCUACAUAAAGCAAAGUUCUAAACAAGAACAGUGUACGAGGUGAGAGCUAGAAACCCAGGAUUUAGAAAUAGUUAGAGAUGCCUGAGUUUUGCGUAACAGGGGGUACUGGGUUCAUCGGAUCUUACCUGGUGAAGGCCUUACUUGAGAAGGGUCACACAGUGAGGACCACUGUUAGAAACCCAGAGGAUGUGGAGAAGGUUGGUUUUCUGACCGAACUAAGUGGAGCCAAAGAGCGAUUGAGAAUUUUGAAAGCAGAACUAUUGGUGGAAGGAAGCUUUGACGAGGUAGUGAAAGGAGUUGAUGGUGUCUUUCAUACGGCAUCCCCUGUGCUUGUUCCUUAUGAUGAGAACGUUCAGGAAAAUUUGAUUGAUCCCUGUCUAAAAGGAACCAUAAACGUGCUUAACUCUUGCAUAAAAGCAAAUGUGAAACGUGUUGUUCUCACCUCUUCUUGCUCUUCCAUAAGAUACCGUGAUGAUGUGCAACAAGUGUGUCCUCUUAAUGAAUCUCAUUGGACUGAUCUAGAGUACUGUAGACGCCAUAAUCUGUGGUAUGCAUAUGCAAAGACAAUAGCAGAGAGAGAGGCUUGGAGGAUUGCGAAAGAAAAUGGCAUGGAUCUAGUGGUGGUUAAUCCCUCUUUCGUCGUUGGUCCCAUGCUUGCACCACAGCCAACCAGCACACUGCUCUUGAUACUAAGCAUUGUCAAAGGCAUGAAAGGAGAAUAUCCAAAUACAGCAGUGGGGUUUGUACACAUAAACGAUGUGAUAGCUACUCACUUGUUGGCUAUGGAGGAUCCCAAGACAUCUGGCAGGCUUAUUUGUUCAAGCACAGUAGCUCACUGGUCGCAAAUCAUCGAAAUGCUUCGUGCCAAAUACCCUUCUUAUCCAUAUGAAAAUAGGUGCAGCAGCCAGGAAGGUGAUAAUAACCCGCACAACAUGGACAUCACCAAAAUAUCUCAAUUGGGGUUUCCUCCAUUCAGAACCCUUGAACAAAUGUUUGAUGACUGCAUCAAAAGUUUUCAAGAGAAAGGCUUCCUAUGACAUAAUAAUAGUUGUUGUUACAUUUUAUGUUCGUGUGAGGUGUCAAUGUCACAUGACCCAUAAUAAAGACCAUAAAACCAAACAAAAAUUACUAUAUCUUUUAUGUAUGCUUUAUUUCUUUCUUGUUUCUAGACCUUACACUAUUAGCGUC